AUGGUGAAGUGUGCGUCCAAAGCAAGCCGCACUGGAGCGCCGUCAUGGAAAAAGGACCUAUCCAUCAUCAAACGACUGAGGGCCAAAAAGGAUGCUCCAGUUGAUUCGAUCGGUUGUGAGCGCCUGGCGGACGUAAGAGCUAGCCGACGAACAUACGAAUGGCAAUGCUUGGUAGCUGCCAUGUUAUCUUCCCAGACCAGGGAUCAAGCCACUGCUGCUGCAAUGGAAGUUUUGCGAAAACAUGGCAACACGGCGGAGAGCAUUGCCGCGACUUCAGAAGCGAAGCUGGCGAAGCUAAUCAGUGCAGUUGGCUUCUUCAAUGUGAAGGCCAAGACCUUGAGGGCUGCUGCGAAGGUCUGCCUUUCAGACUACAAAGGGUGGAUUCCGCAGACAAUGGAAGGAUUGCUCUCGCUGCCGGGCAUUGGUCCCAAAAUGGCGCACUUGGUGAUGCACAGUGCCUUUAAUCGCCCUCAGGGCAUUUGCGUCGAUACGCACGUGCAUCGAAUUGCCAACCGGCUUCGCUGGGUCAAGAGCAAGACUCCUGAGGGCACACGUAAGGGCUUGGAAGCUUUGCUUCCGCGAAGGGAGUGGGCAGGGAUCAAUGUCUUGCUGGUUGGACUUGGGCAGAUGCAACAGCAAGCCGCCUCACAGCUCCUUGAAAGGGCGCUCCGGGUUCGCUGCAGCCUGGAGGCAGUUCUUCUCCUCCAGCGGAUGGGGGUCUCCUUAUAUGCUGGCCAGCAUGUGGCGCUGGACAAGCUGUCUGCCAGAGAUCAGCGACUGAGCAAAGAAUCUCCUUCGACCGCGCCAGCUGCUCAGGUCACCUACCACACCCUCAUCUCCCUCUUCAGCAAAGCCGACAUGCCCCGGCGAGCGCUUCAGGUCCUCGAGUCCAUGCGGGCUGGGUGCUGCCAGCCAGGGCUCCCCGGUGCGGGCUUCGGUCUGAUCAGGGGAGCUCCCGGAGGAUACAAUGCUGCCAUCCGCUCUCUGUCGGGCGAUGAGGCGAACUUCCCUGGUGCCUGGGAGACGGCGACGAGCUUGUUCAGGCAGCUCACCUCUGACGGACUGCAGCCUGACAAGGGCAGCUUCAACGCGCUUUUGAGCGUUUAUGGCAAUGCUUCCAGGUGGACCUCAGUCUUGCAGGCGGUAGAUACCAUGUGUCAGGUGCCAUGGGUUUCACCCGAUGUCAUCACCUGGAGUACUGCAGUGGAUGCUUGUGGACGGAGUGCGCGAUGGGAGGCUGCUUCAUACCUGAUGUGCAGCAUGAGGCGCCUGAAGCUUGAAGCCAACGUCGUGGUUUGGAGCGCUCUGGUCAAGGCGUACGACCAAGCGAGUUGCUGGGACCGAGCCCUUGCCACUGCAGUGAGGAUGAUGCACCCUGGCCGGCAGCGGCGCGCGCUGCCCAGGCCCAAUGCAGUUGCUUUGACCAGUGCCGCUAGCGCUUGUGCCAAGGGCCAGGCCUGGCAGCAGGCCCUCGCUUUGCUGUGGACGUCCCAAAGGUGGCAUCUUCGGCCGAGCCUGACGGCCUUCAACACAGCUCUGAGCGCCUGUGCCGCGAGCAAGCAGUGGCGGCAGGCCUUGGCUGGACUCGGAAGCUUGGGUCCAGCUGCCGACUUGGUGACGCGCAACGUCGUCCUGGCGUCGUUGGAGUUUUCGCGAAGAUGGGAGCAUGCUCUGGCACUUGUGGUGUCCAUGGUGCAGGAGGACUUCUGGCCAGAUAUCUUCAGCUUUAACAGUCUGCUCAGCACUUUCGAGAAGGCUGCGCAGUGGGAGCGCGCCGUGAUGCUGCUCUUGCGGAUGUUAGACUUUGUUGUUGUACCGGAUGACAUCAGCUGCAACGUGAUAGUGGCCAGCUGCCACUUUGAUGAACAAGAGGUCCUGGGUUGCAUCUGUCGCCGUGGUGGCUCCUGGCGGGUGGAGCUCUUAGCUCAGGGCUCAUGCACGAGGUGGCCGAUCUCAUUGUGGAGCCAGGAUGUAGCACGGUAUGAAGGUAUCGCGCCCCAGAAUGUGCAGGAUGGUACGGUGUCGAAGGUGUGCCAUGUUAUUGUGGAACAACGUGACUGCGAAAAGAGGGCUGCUGAGGUUUCGUUCGGCUGGCAUGCCGUAUCUUUCCGCGAAAUCAGGAGCUCGGGUGCUUUAGCUGUCGCCUUGGCCGUGGCCUUGUGCUGUGGGAUCGAGCAGCUCCUCUAUGUCCUAGCAGGACGGCUGCCUCAGGCACAGAGCCAGCGAGCUGCUGCAGUUCGCCGACGCGCAGCGAUCCGGGACCGAGGCAUGGCCCUGAAGACAUUGGGUUUUACUGAGAGCUUCAACUCGGAGCCCUCGGAAGAGGAGCUGCCGGAUGCAUUUUUGGUCUUUUCAGGCAGCGCUGAGAAGCUGCUGCUCGUGAAGGAGGCCUAUGACUUUCUCCUGAAUGCGCCCACUGUCACCGUCUGGGAUGAAGGCGUUCCUGUGAACGAGCGCAGGGGCUCCACCACCUACACCUCCCCGGGCCGCAAGUGGCCGCGCUACCCGCAGGAGCGACCAAAAGCAUGGAAGGGACCAAGGCGUGAGCUGAUCAUAGGUGGUGUGGUUCUCGGCACCGUGGUGGCCAUCGGCAUCGCCACCCAGGUCGUUUCCACAAAACCCCGCGACGACUACCUUGCAAGCAUUGGAGAUAUGGAGGAGGGAGUCGAGGGUCUCGGAGGCUCCGAGAAAAAGCUGCCACCACUUGUGAAGAGUGGUGGAUACAAGCUCGGAGAGGUAUAUCGGCAGUUUGCCGAUGAGUCCACAAAGGUGAAGCGGCCCGUCCUCUUGCUGGGUGAGCUGGUGGCAGGUCGGCCGGGCUCCGGAACAGUGGAGCGUGCCACGUCUUUGGCUACGCUUUUGCUGUCCGCUAUGUCAGCCAAGAAGAGCAACGGGAAGCCGAGGUACGAAUCCAUCACGGCGGUGAUAUUGCAAGACGACGUACAAGCUGAGUUACUUCUGGUGCCGGCACAAAAGACCUAUGUGGACUCUUCCGACCUCGACCCCCUCACGGCCAAGACCCUUCGAGAGAACAACUCUCCAGGCGUUUUCAUCUUCGACCUUACACGCGAGCAGUGGGAGGAGCAGAAGUUCGACGGACAGAGUGCCUUUCUGGCACUUGCGGAAGAGUCCGAUAG
Messenger RNA from Symbiodinium necroappetens, 3137 nucleotides. The record is from the annotation of a GenBank genome assembly. NCBI's taxonomy places the organism in Eukaryota, Dinophyceae, Suessiales, Symbiodiniaceae.